This is a messenger RNA of Salvia splendens (bonfire salvia), 707 nucleotides long. RefSeq lists its product as uncharacterized. The record is from RefSeq and is a predicted model, not a curated record. The transcript has a single exon. Bases 77 to 556 code for a protein of 159 amino acids. NCBI's taxonomy places the organism in Eukaryota, Viridiplantae, Streptophyta, Magnoliopsida, Lamiales, Lamiaceae.
CCACUUAACCUUCAUUCACUACCCAAAAAAACUCAAAAAUCCCAUCAAAACCAAACCCCACUCUCUUCCCCCUCCCAUGGCUCCGGACCUAAACAACGCCGCCUCUCCCACCGACCGCGAGAAGCAGAAGAAUCUCGACCAAGAGGUUCGAGAGAUGAUCUCCACCCUCACCAGCCGCUUGGGCAGCAUCCAACGCUCCCACGCCCAAGCCGACGACGACGAGCAAGGCAUGAGGAUGAUCACGCUGGCCGGGACCAACCUAGGCGCCACCAUGCGCGGCGACCUAGACGACAAGGCCACCGCCCCUCAGCUGGAGCAGGAGGACUCGGCCUCCUACGUCGUCAACAGCAACUUCCAAGCCAUCAACAACUCCAUCAUGCUCGGCGGCAGCUACAAGACCAACGAUCCCGGCGUUCAUUUGGACAUCACUGACUACGUCGACCACAAUGACGGCGACAAGAAGGGGAAGAAGAGCAGGAGAGGGGGCCACGACGGCGGCCACCACCAUGGCAAACGCUCCGACAACCUUAGCGACACGGAGAGUGAGAAGAACUGAGAGAGAUCGGUCGACAUUGCGCACCAUAUAUAUGUGUGUGUGUUUAUGUGCACUAAAUAAAUAUUGAUUGUUUAAUUUCUAUCCUUUUCGAGUGCCUUGAUCAUUUGUGUCUUCAUUUCGGUUAUUUUUAUGAAUGACUAUUUUUCAAUAA